Dermacentor silvarum is the source of this 2079-nucleotide messenger RNA. RefSeq names its product mucin-5AC-like. NCBI's taxonomy places the organism in Eukaryota, Metazoa, Arthropoda, Arachnida, Ixodida, Ixodidae. The coding region runs from base 1 to 2079 and encodes 692 amino acids. The record is from RefSeq and is a predicted model, not a curated record. The transcript has 3 exons.
AUGUGGAGCCCCACGGUGCUGCCGUCGCUGUCCGGAGGCGGCCGGGCGCUGCGCUUCGCCUACAAGCUGUUCGGCGACAACCGAGUCUACCUGCGGCUACUGAUGCGCCCCGCCGGACCGACCCCGCACCUGUGGGAGGCGUGGGCCACCUGGAGGCACUCGUUCCCGGCCGAGUGGACGGCCGCCGCGGUCGCCAUCCCACACUCCAACGGAAGUCCGUUCCGGCUUACUACCGCAGUGAGCGAGAAGCACAGCACUGCAGACAGCACGCCCAUGCCUACAGAGUCAACUACCCCUGAGCAAUACACAUCCGUCACCUUUCCCAUCGUAACUGCAGAGACAACGACUCAAAACUGUAGUACCACGGUUACGUCAACACCUGAAGUCGUACCAAUCACUACAAAGCAACCAACUGUUGUAACAACGACAAUCUCAACCACAGAAAAUGUCAAAAGCACACAUGAUACAACAUCUACAGUGCUGACGACAACCGAAGAUGCAUCAACAACCGCAAGUACCCUAAGCACAACGACAACAGCAACGGAGAGUGAGACUCCUACCACCACCGACAGCACACCUGCCACAACAGCAUCUAUAGUGCUGACGACAGUCGAAGGUGCAUCAACAACCGCAACUGCUCUCAGCACAAUGACAACAGAAACAGCGAUCGAGACGCCGAGCACCACAGACAGCACACUUGCCACAACAUCUACAAUGCUGACGACAACCGAAGAUGCAUCAAUAACCUCAACUACUCUCAGCACAAUGACAACAGCAACAGCGAGCGAGACGCUGAGCACCACAGACAGCACACCUGCCACAACAACAUCUACAGUGCUGACGACAACGGAAGAUGUAUCAACAACCGCAACUACUCUCAGCACAAUGACAACAGAAACAGUGAGCGAGACGCCGAGCACCACAGAUAGCACACCUGCCACAACAACAUCUACAGUGCUGACGACAACGGAAGAUGUGUCAACAACCGCAACUACUCUCAGCACAAUGACAACAGAAACAGCGAGCGAGACGCCGAGCGAAACAGAGAGCGCACCUGCCACAACAUCUACAGUGCUGACGACAACCGAAGAUGCAUCAACAACCGCAACUACUCUCAGCACAACGACAAAAGUAACGGCGAGCGAGACGCCCAGCACCACAGACAGCACACCUGCCACAACAACAUCUACAGUGCUGACUACAACCGAAGAUGUAUCAACAACCGCAACUACUCUCAGCACAAUGACAACAGCAAAAGCGAGCGAGACGCCGAGCGAAACAGAGAGCGCACCUGCCAAAACAUCUACAGUUCUGACGACAACCGAAGAUGCAUCAACAACCGCAACUACUCUCAGCACAACGACAAAAGUAACGGCGAGCGAGACGCCCAGCACCACAGACAGCACACCUGCCACAACAACAUCUACAGGGCUGACGACAACCAAAGAUGUAUCGACAACUUCAACUACUCUCAGCACAAUGACAACAGUAAGAGUGAGCGAGACGCCGAGCACCACAGACAGCACACUUGCCACAACAACGUCUAAUGUGCUGAGGACAACCGAAGAUGUAGCAACAGCCGCAACUACUCUCAGAACAACGACAACAGCAAUGGCGAGCGAGACUCCUACCACCCCCGACAGCACACCUGCCACAACAGCAUCUACAGUGCUGACGACAGUCGAAGAUGCAUCAACAACCGCAACUACUCUCAGCACAAUGACAACAGAAACAACGAGCGAGACGCCGAGUACUACAGACAGCACACUUGCCACAACAACAUCUACAAUGCUGACGACAACCGAAGAUGCAUCAACAACCGCAACUACUCCAGUGACAACAGUAACAGCGAGCGAGACGCCGAGCAAAACAGACAGCGCACCUGCCACAACAACAUCUACAGUGCUGACGAUAACCGAAGCUGCAUCAACAACCGCAACUACUCUCAGCGCAAUGACAACAGAAACAGCGAGCGAGGCGCCGAGCACCACAGACAGCACACUUGCCACAACAACAUCUACAGUGCUGACGACAACCGAAGAUGCAUCAACAACGGCAACUACUCGACUCCAGUGCUGA